UUGGUGCCUAACCCAUGUCCAAGUUCCCUGAAUGUGGUUUCUAUGGAAUGUAUGAUAAGAUCCUGCUUUUUCGCCAUGACCCUACCUCUGAAAACAUCCUUCAGCUGGUAAAAACGGCCAGUGACAUCCAGGAAGGCGACCUUAUUGAAGUGGUUUUAUCAGCUUCUGCUACAUUUGAAGAUUUCCAGAUUCGUCCCCACGCUCUCUUCGUUCAUUCAUACCGAGCGCCAGCUUUCUGUGAUCACUGUGGGGAAAUGCUGUGGGGACUGGUGCGUCAAGGCCUCAAGUGUGAAGGAUGCGGUCUGAAUUACCAUAAGAGAUGUGCAUUUAAAAUUCCGAACAACUGCAGUGGUGUGAGACGGAGAAGGCUCUCAAAUGUUUCCCUCACCGGGCUCAGCACUGUCCGCACAUCCUCCACUGAGCUCUCUACCAGUGCCCCUGAUGAACCCCUUCUGUCUCCUGUGAGUCCUGGCUUUGAGCAAAAGUCACCAUCAGAGUCAUUUAUCGGUCGGGAAAAGAGAUCAAAUUCUCAGUCAUACAUUGGAAGACCAAUUCAGCUUGACAAGAUCUUGAUGUCCAAGGUUAAAGUGCCGCACACAUUCGUCAUCCAUUCCUACACCCGUCCCACUGUGUGCCAGUACUGCAAGAAGCUCCUCAAGGGUCUUUUCAGGCAGGGCCUGCAGUGCAAAGAUUGCAGAUUCAACUGUCAUAAACGUUGUGCACCAAAAGUACCCAACAACUGCCUGGGCGAAGUGACCAUCAAUGGAGAUCUGCUGAGCCCUGGGGCGGAAUCUGAUGUGGUCAUGGAAGAAGGAAGUGAUGACAAUGACAGUGAAAGAAACAGUGGACUCAUGGAUGACAUGGAGGAGGCAAUGGUCCAAGAUGCUGAGAUGGCCACGGCUGAAGGCCAGAGUGACAGUGGGGAAAUGCAGGAUGCAGACCCCGACCAGGAAGACUCCAACAGGACCAUCAGUCCAUCGACAAGCAACAAUAUCCCACUCAUGAGGGUGGUGCAGUCUAUCAAGCACACAAAGAGGAAAAGCAGCUCGGUGAUGAAGGAAGGGUGGAUGGUCCACUACACCAGCAAGGACACACUGCGGAAACGGCACUAUUGGAGAUUGGAUAGCAAAUGCAUCACACUCUUUCAAAAUGACACAGGCAGCAGAUACUACAAGGAAAUUCCUUUAUCAGAAAUUUUAUCUCUGGAAGCAGCAAAAAUUUCAGCAUUAAUUCCUAAUGGAGCUAAUCCUCAUUGUUUUGAAAUCACUACAACAAAUGCAGUGUAUUAUGUGGGAGAAGAUGUGGUCAAUCCUUCUAGCCCCCCACCAAACAGCAGUGUCCUCACCAGUGGUGUUGGUGCAGAUGUGGCCAGGAGGUGGGAGAUGGCCAUCCAGCACGCACUCAUGCCGGUCAUUCCCAAGGGCUCCUCUGUGGGCUCAGGAACCUACUCUCACAAAGAUAUUUCUGUGAGCAUUUCAGUAUCAAAUUGCCAGAUUCAAGAAAAUGUGGACAUCAGCACAGUGUAUCAGAUUUUUCCUGAUGAAGUCCUGGGCUCUGGACAGUUUGGAAUUGUUUAUGGAGGAAAACAUCGUAAAACAGGAAGAGAUGUAGCUAUUAAAAUCAUUGACAAAUUACGAUUUCCAACAAAGCAAGAAAGCCAGCUUCGUAAUGAGGUUGCAAUUUUACAGAACCUUCAUCACCCUGGUGUUGUAAAUUUGGAGUGUAUGUUUGAGACGCCUGAAAGAGUGUUUGUUGUUAUGGAAAAACUCCAUGGAGACAUGCUAGAGAUGAUCUUGUCAAGCGAAAAGGGCAGGUUGCCAGAGCAUAUAACGAAGUUUUUAAUUACUCAGAUACUUGUGGCUUUGCGGCAUCUUCAUUUUAAGAAUAUCGUUCACUGUGACCUCAAGCCAGAAAAUGUGUUGCUAGCGUCAGCUGACCCUUUCCCUCAGGUGAAACUUUGUGAUUUUGGCUUUGCCCGGAUCAUUGGAGAGAAGUCCUUCCGGAGGUCUGUGGUGGGUACCCCAGCCUACCUAGCACCUGAGGUCCUAAGGAACAAGGGCUAUAAUCGCUCUCUAGACAUGUGGUCUGUCGGGGUCAUCAUCUAUGUGAGCUUAAGUGGCACUUUCCCAUUUAACGAAGAUGAAGAUAUACACGACCAAAUCCAGAAUGCAGCUUUCAUGUAUCCACCAAACCCCUGGAAGGAAAUCUCUCAUGAAGUGUGACUUCGCAGCAGCAAGAAUGGAAGGUGCACUUUACUCACCAGUGAGUAAAUCAUGUGAAUGGGUGUUUUAAAGCACAUGCCCAAUACUCUGUUCACUAAGAGAACUAUACUUUCAAAAGCUCUCUGAGAACACAUGCUUGGAAUUUGAAAUUGUACUAAGUACUGUUUCCUCAGGUAUCUUAGCUGAGGCAAGUGCACACAGGCAUAGAUGACAUUUAAAUAUGGACUGUUGUGUUUAAUUUCUCUAAUCAAAGAAUUAUAUGGCAUCUGAUUCUAUAGUCCCUCAGUGUAGGCAAAUACUAAGAAUAUUAGCACCCGAGGAAUAUAAUUCUAGAUUACCAAAACUCUGUAGACAUCAUUUCUCUUUUCUUGAAUGCCUGGAAGGUUCUGAUCCACUCUUCAGUGAGGUGUCCUUUGUCCCUUGGGACACAAGCGAUAGUCUGUGUCUUCUAACCCAUACAGGUUGAUAUAGAGCAUGCAGUGGAGCCAAAGCUGCCUGGCUCGGUACUUGGUUGGAAAAGUUGGGUAGUUACCUUUCUCUCUUCUUUUAAAUCAGCUACCCAUUUGAUUAAGACUUUUAGAAGAAAAAUCUACCUCUCAGACCUCCUGCACAAAGUAGGUUAAAGGUGAAAAUUAAUUCUCUGAACGAUAAAUGCUUCACUAUGUUGCUAUUUAUUUUGCAUUUAGUUCUUUGGGGGAAGAAAAUGAUAAAAUGACAUGAGGAGAGAUGGAAGUUGUUACUGGAGGGAGGAGGAAAUGUAAUGCCCUACAUAAAUAAAAACUCUUAAUGGUAUAGACUGAGAAUAUCGUUUCUAGAAAAUGCAAGAACCUCAUCGCAUAUAGUAGUACCAUAGGUAACUAGGAUGUUUUGUGGACAAGAGAACCAGAAGAAUCACUUUUCCUCCUAAACUCCAUGUAUAGGAGCCACAACCAGAAGCCGAAUACUAGAUUGGAUAAUCUGCGGUUCUAAGGCCUCAGAAAACAAUUCUUGUUAAACUAGUUUUUUACUUGUCUUUCCCGUAGGAGAUUAAUGACAUCUGAUAUGAUUCCAAUUCAUUGAUAAAUUUUAAGUGGUAAAGCAAAAUAAAAGAGAUGAAUAUUUUCCUCUUGAAUCCAAGAUUAUUACCAGACACAACCCACGUUGCGCCAUGUUUUUCCAUAUAAAUGUCCGGAUGCCUGUAAUCUAAUUCCACACUAUAAAGCCGAUUAUGUGUGUUCAGAUAUUAAGCACAUUAAAUAACAAAAUUAUUAAAUGCUUUGUUUUGGAUACUAGUUUCAUCUUUGUGUUUGUGCAAGACAUAUGUAAAUGAUGUAUAUCUAAACAAAAUUUUUACUCUGAAAGUGUUUGAGUAGACCACUUGAAU
Fukomys damarensis (Damara mole-rat) is the source of this 3585-nucleotide messenger RNA. It is a transcript of the gene Prkd1, whose product is annotated as protein kinase D1. Gene Ontology annotation, biological process: protein phosphorylation. The transcript is spliced from 18 exons. Bases 15 to 2222 code for a protein of 735 amino acids. The record is from RefSeq and is a predicted model, not a curated record. Gene Ontology annotation, molecular function: ATP binding; protein serine/threonine kinase activity. NCBI's taxonomy places the organism in Eukaryota, Metazoa, Chordata, Mammalia, Rodentia, Bathyergidae.